AUGAGUCGUUUGAUUGACAAGGAGCCACUCCCAACGCACCAGAAGCCUUUGCGGAUAGUGGUUGCAGGUCUUUCGCGUACAGGAACCGCAUCCUUGUAUCUGGCUCUACAAGAACUUGGAUACACGCCAUGGCACAUGUGUGAGCCCAUCGAGGAUCCCCGAAAGAUGUACAAUUAUUGGACAGAGGCGAUGAAUUGCCGUUUCUUCAAUAAAGGCCGUCCUUACGAUCGCAAAGAUUUUGACCGUCUGAGGGGUAAAUACGAUGCUCUUCUGGAUAUACCCGCGAGUCUGUUCUGGGAAGAUUUGCAUCGACUGUAUCCCGAAGCGAAGAUUAUCCUCACCACUCGAUCCGCCGACUCCUGGUUCGAAUCUGUUCACAACACUAUAAUUCCUUGGCUAGAAAAGCCGAUCUUGAAUAUCCUCCAAUACGUUGAACCCAAGCGACUGCGACCUGAACUGCGCAUGGUCAAGACAGCUUACAAAGUGAUCUGCGAUAAUGACUACCGCAGUGACUUAAGCAAACAAAGAUUUCUCGCGCACAAUAGCCAAGUACGACUCGGAGUGCCAUCUGAGAGAUUCUUGGAAAUGAAACUGGGGGAUGGCUGGGAACCCCUGUGUGCGUUUCUAGGGGUUCCGGUGCCAGACAAACCGUAUCCUAAGAUCAACAACACGAAUGAGUUCAACCAAGGAGCAAUGGAAGCAGAUGCAGCAAUGUUGGGCGAGCUUCUGAGGCCGUGGCUGGCUGUCAUAGUCCCAAUAGCGGUAGCCGCAUGGUGGCUUUUGUCUUGA
Molecule: messenger RNA, 789 nt
Organism: Penicillium maclennaniae
Lineage: Eukaryota; Fungi; Ascomycota; Eurotiomycetes; Eurotiales; Aspergillaceae
Product: sulfotransferase family protein
Exons: 2
Coding region: 1-789 (262 amino acids)
Source: RefSeq, a predicted model, not a curated record